AUGACGACCCCAUCGAUUCCCAAAACGCAAACAGCUGCUAUUGUGCAUAAGCAAGGCGGACCUGUCGAGUUCGACCAUGAAUAUCCUGUGCAAGAGCCAGGACAAGACGAGAUACUCGUCAAGGUGCUCUACACAGGGGUCUGUCAAAGUGACCUUCAUACGAAAGCAGGAACAGCCACUGGCCCCGAUGGAGAACCCAUCACCAACAUUAAACUUCCACACGUAGGCGGACACGAAGGAGUCGGACGCGUCGUUGCCUUCGGCCCAGGUGUCGUCGAGCGCGAGGAUCUGAAACUCGACACACUGGUUGGGAUUCGAUUCGCAUCCCGAGUCUGCCAUGAGUGUGAGUACUGCAAGUCAGGGAGAGAACAGCACUGCGGCAAUGCGACGAAUCACCUGCAUCACGAAGACGGAAGUUUCCAAGAGUACUGUGUCCUGGACACAAAAUACCUGACGACCUUGCCACAAGACAUUGAUCCUAUAGUUAUCGGUCCCACUCUCUGUGCUGGCGUCACUGCGUAUAAGGCCGUGGGCAAUGCGAAUCUGAAACAAGGAGAAUGGCUCGCUGUCAUUGGUGCGGGUGGAGGCUUGGGCCAUUUUGCAGUGCAAUAUGGCCUGGCGCUCGGGGCUCAGGUUCUCGGGAUCGAUGCAGGUGCUGAGAAGCAGAAAUUCGUGGAAUCUCUGGGGGCCAGGUUCUUGGAUUUCACGAAAUGCAAGGACCUCGCAGACGAGGUGCGUCGCAUAACAGGUGGGGCACAUGCCGUUGUCAUCACUAGUGGUCACCCUCGUGCAUUUGACAAUGUUGGAGGCAUGGUGAGAACUGGUGGUUCCCUGUGUAUGGUUGGUAUCCCACCUGGAGAUGUGAAGCUUGAUAUAUCUGUGGCAACAAUCAUUAUCAGAGGACUGAAAAUUCAAGGGAAUCUAGUAGGCUCAUUGAAAGAGACGCUAGAAGCUGUGGAGUUGGUGCGCAAUGGCAAGGUUAAACCACAUGUCCAGGUUCGUCCAUUUUCGGAGCUGCCACAGGUGUAUGAAAUGUUGGAAAAGGGCGAUGUUCCAGGCCGCAUCGUGUUGAAGCUAUAA
This is a messenger RNA of Exophiala bonariae, 1080 nucleotides long. RefSeq lists its product as uncharacterized. Gene Ontology annotation, cellular component: cytoplasm. Gene Ontology annotation, molecular function: zinc ion binding; alcohol dehydrogenase (NAD+) activity. The transcript is spliced from 4 exons. Bases 1 to 1080 code for a protein of 359 amino acids. NCBI's taxonomy places the organism in Eukaryota, Fungi, Ascomycota, Eurotiomycetes, Chaetothyriales, Herpotrichiellaceae. The record is from RefSeq and is a predicted model, not a curated record.